UCUCCUCUCUCUCUCUCUCUCUCUCUCUGAUAUGAAGGCGAUGCGAGGUGUACGGAACAGCCAAAACGACGCCGUGAGGCUCGACCUGACCAUCGUCUCUCCACCGCAUCCUUCGCCGGCGGCCAGCCUCCUGUCGAUCGAUGCGGCGGAGACGGCGGAGGUGAAGAUCCGACGGCUGAUAUCGGAGCAUCCGGUGAUCAUCUUCACUCGAUCCUCCUCGUGCUGCAUGUGCCACGUCAUGAAGAAGCUCCUCUCCACCGUCGGAGUCCACCCAACGGUUAUCGAGCUCGACGAAACCGAGAUCUCCGACGCCGCCGCAACUGUUUCUCACGCGCCACCGGCGAUCUUUAUUGGCGGCGCGUGCGUAGGUGGACUCGAGUCCCUCGUCGCUCUCCACCUCAGCGGUCACCUUGUCCCUCGCCUCGUCCAGGUCGGAGCUCUUUGGGUAUAAUUACAAUUUCAUUAAUUAAUCUCAACUAGCUUUCCUAAUUAUAUAUAUUAUAAGCAUAUAAUAAAUGCUUUUGUAAAUUUCUGAGCAUGCUUUCUAAAUUAAAUGUACCUCUGUUGUUUAAAUAGUCUUAAUUUCGUUUUCUA
This is a messenger RNA of Tarenaya hassleriana, 594 nucleotides long. Its product is annotated as glutaredoxin-C10-like. The transcript has 2 exons. The coding region runs from base 32 to 451 and encodes 139 amino acids. The record is from RefSeq and is a predicted model, not a curated record. Lineage: Eukaryota; Viridiplantae; Streptophyta; Magnoliopsida; Brassicales; Cleomaceae.